UAAAUCGCAUCCAUGGCCCUUGUUUCCUUAAUAACGAAAUUGCCACCGGGUUCUGGACGUUUUUAAGACAGCAGAAGCGAGUAAUGAAACAGUGAAACAAAAAUGGGCAGCUGCGCCGUCUUACUAGCCGUCAUUUUAGCAACUGAUCUGUCUCUUUUCGUCUUUUCGUCCCGAUUAAUCCCGCGCUCACCCGACCCGCCCCCAUGCAGGAACACAGACCCGAGACCCCGCCGCUCCGACCAAAUGACUGUAGUUAUUAGUGGCUACUCGGAGCACCGGAUUCCGCUGCUCCACUCGAUUGCCGCCGCCUACUCCGCCGCGCCAUCUGUCGCCGCCGUCGUCCUCCUCUGGUGCAACCCCUCAACUUCUUCCCAUACGCUCUCGCAGCUCACGCAGAACCUCUCCGCUGCCGUCCUCCGGACGCCCUCCUCCAGUCUCAACUAUAGAUUCUACCCCUGGGAAAUCAUCAAAACUAAAGCCGUACUCAUCUGCGACGACGACAUAGAAGCCGACCCGAGUUCCGUCUCCUUCGCCUUCACCGUCUGGAAGUCCGAUCCGGAUCGGGCAAUCGGGUUUUUCGCCAGGUCGCACGCGUACGAUGUCGCAUCGAGGACCUGGAUCUACGCCAUGGAGAAGGAAAAAUACUCCAUAAUACUGACCAAAUUCAUGAUCUUAAACAUCAAGUACCUUGAGAAAUAUUCGUGCGAUGAAGAAUACGGGGAGGCUAGACGGAUAGUGGAGGAUAUGAAUAAUUGCGAAGACAUUUUGAUGAAUUUUGUGGUGGCGGAGGAAGCCCAGAAAGGGCCGGUGAUGGUAGGGGUGAAGGGCGGCGGUUUAAGGGACUAUGGGGAUGCAAGGAACGACGGCGUCUCGGAGGGAGUGAAGGAGGUGGGUCUGAGCAGUAGAGGAAGGGAGCACAGGAAGAGGAGAGGAGGGUGUAUAAGGGAAUUCCAUAGGGUUUUGGGGAGGAUGCCAUUGAAGUAUAGUUACGGGAAAAUGGUGGAUGAUGUAGGGGAACAGGGAUUGUGUGAGAAGAAUGGGAAGCUGGUGCUCUGUGAUCAACAGGAUUUCAGGGCCUAGCAAUAACUCUGAUAUCACCGACGAAAUUGGAGAUGAUGCACAAUUAAAGGAGCUGUUCCUUCCUUUCCGUGUCUAUUGCACACGCAAAGACAUACAAUGUUAUGAUGUGGUGCUGGAUGACACGGAUGU
This is a messenger RNA of Sesamum indicum (sesame), 1209 nucleotides long. Its product is annotated as Nucleotide-diphospho-sugar transferases superfamily protein. Gene Ontology annotation, molecular function: glycosyltransferase activity. Gene Ontology annotation, cellular component: membrane. Lineage: Eukaryota; Viridiplantae; Streptophyta; Magnoliopsida; Lamiales; Pedaliaceae. The record is from RefSeq and is a predicted model, not a curated record.